AUGGGCUCAGUCUACAACCGCUUCUCUGACGGCCCAACCAUGAUCCUACCCUCAUCUCAAAACCAUCCCUCAUUUCAGUUCCCUUCCCAGUCCGUACAGGGCUUCCAGGCCUACGAUUCUGGCUCCUGGUCAAUGGACGCGGUAUACGCGAACCAAUUCAAAGGUCCAACGCGUCACUCUUCUAGCUGGACCCCUUCCUCUUCUUCCAAGACUAUAUUCACCAACCCCUCACGCAAGAGGUCGCGUAACGACAGCGAGGAUGAUGAUAUCUCUAGCUCGAAACUGAGCUUUGCGCCUUCUAUACCUGCCGUAGAAGCACCGAUCUACGGUGAAGGCAUGGUCCUUUUGAACCCUCGUACUGGUAUGGCCGUGUCAGCCGAAAGCCAGACCGGCACAUGGUACGAAGAAGAAGCUGUAAAGAAAACCAUAUCUUCACGGAUGCAGCAAUUCAACAACGGAGAUGGACCAAGUCGCAAAUCUCAACGUCUUGACACUUCGGCAUCCCACGCUGACGACGUUGAACUCGCUUGGAUUCAACAGCAAAUGCAAGCUACGACAAAUGACGACAACCGCCGCUCGUUUGGCAAGAAUAGUCCUCUCGAUAUGGCAGAUGAACCUCGCGUUGAUGACGUGACUCUUCUGCUUGGUAUAAGCUGGCAACGCGUCAUCCAUGAUGGCGACAUGGGACCAGCCGUCUCUGGCUGGGAAAAGUAUAUUAACAAUCAUUUUUAUAAAUAUAUGCGGAACGCUCGCAUCAUUCUGAAAAACCGCAGCCUCAACGCAUAUCUGGUUGCUGCCCUUCCAGCACAAGAUGUUCCGCUUCAGGAUACUCCUAUGCAUAGUAACUACGCUGCUAUGUCUAAAGCACAAUUGGUUGCCUCGACAUUAGACAACUGUCUACGAAACAUUCGAUCGACACCGAUUCAGUUUGAAGGAUUUGAAGUAUUACGCGCUUCUGAACGAUCACCUGAGCGCACUGUUGUUCCAAGCGAUGUCAUCAACUGUGUCGUUGGAAACGGCAUCCCAAUUGCACGCAUUAGCAAAGAAGACCAUGCUGUAACCGGCGAGAAGGUCAAUAUGAACAAUGAUAUGGCAAUGAGCAUGGGCACGGACAUGGACGUCGAUCUAUAA
This is a messenger RNA of Talaromyces stipitatus ATCC 10500, 1131 nucleotides long. RefSeq lists its product as uncharacterized. The record is from RefSeq and is a predicted model, not a curated record. NCBI's taxonomy places the organism in Eukaryota, Fungi, Ascomycota, Eurotiomycetes, Eurotiales, Trichocomaceae. The transcript has 2 exons. Bases 1 to 1131 code for a protein of 376 amino acids.